UUGAACGAGAAGGCUGAUGCGUGGCGGCAAUGCCCCGGCGUGGAAUACGUUCUCUGCAUCCGUGUUAGCCCGAAACUGAUCGUUCGUCAGUACCGCUUGGACUCCAUCGUGGACGGGCAAUUUGAGAAUCCUGGUAUGCAGCACGCACCCAUCGAUGACGACACCUUCGUGCAGUUUGACGCUCGGCGCUUGCUGGGAAUUCCUCGCGGUGGUGUUCUCCCUGCUGGCUUCAACGAUAUCGUUCGCUUCAACCUCUUCAACGUUGUAAAC
Phytophthora sojae is the source of this 270-nucleotide messenger RNA. RefSeq lists its product as hypothetical. The transcript has a single exon. Lineage: Eukaryota; Oomycota; Peronosporomycetes; Peronosporales; Peronosporaceae. The record is from RefSeq and is a predicted model, not a curated record. The annotation marks the transcript as partial.